Messenger RNA from Mercenaria mercenaria, 1464 nucleotides. Its product is annotated as tyrosine-protein phosphatase 10D-like. NCBI's taxonomy places the organism in Eukaryota, Metazoa, Mollusca, Bivalvia, Venerida, Veneridae. The record is from RefSeq and is a predicted model, not a curated record. The transcript has 6 exons. Bases 412 to 1464 code for a protein of 350 amino acids. Gene Ontology annotation, molecular function: protein binding.
UUUAUACCGAUUUCUAAAAGCCUUUUUUUGUUAAAAUACUGCAAAUAAAGCGUGAAGUUUGCAUGUUUAAGAAAGUAAACAUCAGUGGUUGCGUCAAACAUGUUUAUUUUUGUGCGUUGUAAAAGUUCAUUUCUUCUAAUAUUAAAUAUAAUAAGAAACUACUGCAAAUGCACUCGGAUAUCACAUUUUGAUAAAAAGUGUGGUAAUCUACAGAUAUCGAGAAUGCCGCGUGAGCUUUAAAUUUGCUAAAACAGGCAGUUUAAAUUGAUACAUUGGACUAGACGUGUCAUAAACGGGCCGAAAUAUUUAAAUAUUUGUGAACAGUGGAAGAGUGAUAUUAGGACAUUCAAAACGAGAAUAUCCUUGACGCUGAAUAUGUAAAUAUUUAAUGAAGACGAGGAGAAAUUCAAGAUGGCAAGAACUACAGUUGUUUCGAAGUUCCUAUUUAUAGUUUUGAUGUUUUUGACUCUGGCAGACACAACAACAGUAUUAACACCGAUGAACACACCGAUUUUACGUAAGGGACCGCUGCCUCUUGCUGACGCUGGACGUAUCGGCAAUGUCACCGAACAGAGUUUCGUAUUCACAUGGAACAAUAAUCAGAGUUUAAGUUAUACUCAUUACCAUAUCGUCAUAUCUCCUGUAUCAACAUCUCUUGGCGCCAUGUGUGAAACUCUAGAAAAUGGCAACUGUACAUUGCUACGCAAAAAAAACGUAACAUCUCUAGAAUUCAAAGGACUCGAUCCAGGAACAAACUAUUCAGUUAUCAUCUACACCUCAGUUGCCGGUUUAAUAAGUGAAGCAGGACCAGAGACUCAUACAUAUACAAAACCGCUGCCUCUUGCUGACGCUGGACGAAUUUGCAAUGUCACCGAGCAGAGUUUCGCAGUCACAUGGAGCAAUAAUCAGAAUUUAAGUUACACUCAUUACCAUAUCGUCAUAUCUCCUGUAUCAACAUCUCUUGGCGCCAUGUGUGAAACUCUAGAAAAUGGCAACUGUACAUUGCUACGCAAAAAUAACGUUACAUCUCUAGAAUUCAAUGGACUCGAUCCAGGAACAAAUUAUUCAGUUAUCAUCUACACUUCAGUUGCCGGUUUAAUAAGCGAAGCAGGACCAGAGACUCAUACAUAUACGAAACCACUGCCUCUUGCUGACGCUGGACGUAUCAGCAAUGUCACCGAACAGAGUUUCUUAGUCACAUGGAAGAAUAAUCAGAAUUUAAGUUACACUCAUUACCAUAUCGUCAUAUUUCCUGUAUCAGCAUCUCUUGACACCAUGUGUGAAACUCUAGACAAUGGGAACUGUAUAAUGCUACGAAAAAAUAACGUUAUAUCUCUAGAAUUCAAUGGACUCGAUCCAGGAACAAACUAUUCAGUUAUCAUCUACACCUCAGUUCCCGGUUUAAUAAGUGGAGCAGGACUAGAGACUCAUACAUAUACGAGUAGGUACACUUUCAAUGAAUAA